CGCAUCAUCGAGCUUGCCAUUCUACACUCUUCAAUCGCAAUCGCUCAACGAUUAUAACCAUGCGUCUCCCUCGGCUGUGCGCUUUGGCGCUUGCGGUGGAAUACGUCCAUGGCUACCUUGACACGACACCUUUCUUCAUGUUCUCGACAUCAGAACUCCUCAAUCCAGACUCCCAGUUACAAUCGGCCGACGGCAUCGUGUCGAAUGUCGCGCUCUCCCUAACCUCCUGCCCUUCAGACUUCUACAUCCUCGUCUCACAGCAAGGCGUGAGUGGCCGAGAUUACGAAUCCAUAAAGUCCACACCUGUCCUGGCCCAAGCAUUAUCAGCGCAAUCGAAGAGAGGCGUUCGAAGCAGCAUGGUCGUACCAGACGUUGUCGGAUCCAUCAACCCCUCAAGCUGGAUCGAACUGCUGCAAACAAAAUGCGGCGUAGAAACCACCGAGAUUGACGGUUCAACUGGCGCCAUUCCUGCCACGAUCCCGUCUUCACCACAGCUUCUCCAAGUUGCGCUUCCUGCUCCUUCAACCUCAAGGAAGCAGGACCUUUCGAGUAACGAUGCCUUCUUCGCCUCGAUUCUCGACUUGCUGCCUACGCAGAAUUAUACCGUUCUAUACAUGACAACACGGGCUGUCGACAGCGGGCUCGCGGCACAGCAGGUCGAACCCACAGACUAUGAUAUGAAGUCGCGGAUUCAGGAAUCAAUGCAUAUCGGUCUGAAGAGAGAUUUGGGUCUCCGUGCAGGCAACAAGACUGAGAAUCAAACCAUGAUCGACGGGCCGUUGUUUGAUAAGUAUCAGUUCUUUACGCCAGGCAUCUUUAUGGGCUUCUUGGUCGGAUUCCUCCUGCUUUCGAUCCUGUACGUCGGAGUUUCAGCGUUGGCCUCAUUGCAAGUUACGUAUGCGGCGUUCGAUAAGGACAUGGGCCAGCUGGCGGCCAAGAAGCAGCAAUGAAUGCCUGCAAUGAUAGAUGCGGCUUGUUGGGCAAUUGUGCUUGUCGUACAAAAGCAUGCUCGGCGCCGAUGCGCCGUUGAUCUUUUCCUAGAGAAGGAAUGUAAAAUAUAGUAAUGGUUCAUGUCAUGACUGCCCAGCAUGUUUGGCACGCUUCUUUCACUUCUUCAUUGGGUCACGGUUUCAGCUCAAUUGUGCAGCAGGUUGUCGAGGUGUCAAACUAUUCUCUCAUUACUCUCUCAGUCUUACAUGCUGGCAAGGAAGUUUCGAAGCUCGGCGUUCAUCUUAGCACGUUUGGUGGCUCUGAGAGGAGCAUACUGUGAGUUAACG
This is a messenger RNA of Exophiala xenobiotica, 1277 nucleotides long. RefSeq lists its product as uncharacterized. The record is from RefSeq and is a predicted model, not a curated record. The coding region runs from base 60 to 950 and encodes 296 amino acids. Gene Ontology annotation, cellular component: endoplasmic reticulum membrane. Gene Ontology annotation, biological process: fungal-type cell wall biogenesis; (1->6)-beta-D-glucan biosynthetic process. The transcript has 3 exons. Lineage: Eukaryota; Fungi; Ascomycota; Eurotiomycetes; Chaetothyriales; Herpotrichiellaceae.